AUUCAGAUUUCUUUAAAUGUAUCUUACUUUGUUUAUAGGUUUGAUGGUCCUCGGGGAAGAUUUGAUGCACCCGGAACAAGAUGUGAAGGACCAAGACCUAAAGGACCUCGUUUUGAAGGACAUCGCUCAGAUGGGCCAAGACCCAAAUAUGAAGGGCACCAUCCAGAGGGUGGAUCUAAAAGCAAAUGGGGACAAUUCCCGGGGCCAGCAUCUCAAUUUUAUAUUUCUCCAAAUACUUCUCAGGGCCCUCGACAAAGUGGACCACAGUGGAGAGGUUCUAAGCCACCUUAUGGGCAACAGCAGCAUCCACCCAAAUCACAAGCAGAAUCUCAUCUAGGAAACAAAGACUCUUUAACAGACCCCAGCACUGGUCAACAAAAGAACAGAAUGUCGCCAACUCCAUUUUCUCUUUCUGCAGAUGUGAAGGAUUCUAAGUCAUUUCAGUCCAAUGAGAAACUAAAAGAUACUCAGCAUGAUGUUCCCCAAACUGAAGUCCAAACAGGACCUAAUGAUCCUUCUAACUGGAACCAGAAUUCUCAAAAUAUGGAGAAACAAAUAGACAAAACUGGUCAAUCUAUACCUGGACAAUGCCAGAAACCUUUUGCAAACAAGUCUUCAUCUAUUCAAUCAACUUUCCCUUCACGAACAGGAGGAAUGGAUGGGGGAGGACCACCACCUAUUCCAUCGUUAACUGCAAAUAAUGAUUUAAAAUCUGUCAGUGUUGGUAUCCCCCAAUUAGAAAAUAACCAGGACAAAGGUUUGCCUCGGCUAGAUAACAGAGAUCAUAGACCAGAAGGCAAUAGAGGUAGCAGUUCAUCUUACAGAGGUAGGGGACAAGGAAGAAUUGAAGACAUGAGGGAUAAGAAUUUGACAAAUAGAGGGAGAGGACAAAUAAUCAAUCAAGGUCCUGGAAUGGGCAAACCAGAAGACAUUAGAGAGAAGGUGAUAGGCAGAAGAGAAGAGAGUCGAGAGAAAAUGGGCAGACAAGAAGGUAGUCGAGAGAGGGUGAUGGGAAGACGAUCAGGCAGUCGAGAUAGAGGGUUAGGGAGGCUGGGAAGUGGUAGGGAAAAAAUUCCAGGUCAGACAGACAUACAGGAUAGGGGGAGAGCAGGUAGCCGAGAAAGAGGACCUCCCCGAAGAGCCAACAGUCAAGAGAGAGGACCUCCUAGAAGGGCGGGGAGCCGGGAGAGAGGACCUCCACUCCACAGGGCUGGAAGAGAGAGAGGACCACCUCGACGCCCUGGAAGUCGGGAAAGAGGACUGGGCAGACCAGAAUUUGGUCGGGAUAAAGGUAUUCCCAGAUUAGAUUCUAAUGUAGAUAAAUCAGUUAGAAUUGGAGAUGGAGAAAAAAUGCCCCCUUAUCAUCGAGAUGAAGCCUCUCGAGCUCCCUGGAAUCAUGGAGAGGAUAGAGGGCAUGAAGACUUUCCAUUAGAUGGUAGAAAUGUUCCUCCUUUGGAAAGGGAAAGACUUGAUGAUUGGGACAGAGAAAGAUACUGGAGAGAAUGUGAACCAGAUUAUCAAGAUGAUGUAGAUCCUUACAACAGAGAGGACAGAUUUUCAUUGCCACCAUCUCGGUCCCAUGAUGUUGAUCGGCGAGGACCAUGGUGGGAUGAUUGGGAUAGAGAUCGUGAUAUGGAUCGUGACUUCAGGGAUAUGGACAGGGACAUGGACAGAGAUAGGGACAGGGACAGGGACAGAGACCGGAUGGGAAGACCUAUGGAUAUGUAUGAUCGAGAAUUGGAUAGAGAAUGGGACAGAGAUUACAUGAGACCAAUGGAUGACCAAGAAUCACAAUUUCAUGAACGUGAUAUUCCCCCUCCACCUUUGCCUCCUCUGCCUCCUCUUCCACCUUUGGAUAGAUCGGAUGAUAGAUGGAGAGAUGAAAGAGAUAGAGAUCACAUGUAUGAUCGGACCUUCGUGAUAGGGGAAUUAAGAAUUCGAGAAUAUCCUGAGAGAGGAGAAACUUGCGGGAAAACGGAUUACCUUCCUGAGCGAAUGGAUUGGGAGAGAGAACGAUUGUCAGACAGAUGGUACCCAUCUGAUGUAGACCGACAUUCCCAUGGGGAUCAUAUGCCACCUCUUCCUUCGUCACACCAUUCUUCUGAAAUGUUGGGAUCAGAGGGAAACUUAGACUCUGAUCAGUCUAUUGGAGGUGUAAUGGUCCUCAGUCAACGGCAGCAUGAAAUAAUUUUGAAAGCUGCACAAGAAUUGAAGAUGCUACGAGAACAGAAAGAACAGCUUCAAAAACUCAAAGAUUUUGCUGCUGAGCCACAGGCACCUGCUCCCCUGCCACCGCCUGAGCCACCAAGAUUGCAGACUACAUCUGCACGGCCCCUGGGAUCUUUCAGGUAAGAAAUAAGAUGUAUUUUCAUGCCUCCAGGUUCCUACAGGCCACCUCCUCCUAUGGGUAAACCACCCCUUCCAGGGAUGAGACAGUCUGCUCCAUCAGCAAGACCAUCUAUUCCUAUAACAAGGCCACCUGUCCCAAUUCCACCCCCUCCUGUGGUAAAGCCACAGCCUGCUGCUAUGGAACAAGAACGUUGGGAUGAAGAUUCUUUUCAUGGACUCUGGGAUACAAAUGAAGAUAAAGGACUGAAUUCAGAAUAUACCUCAGAAACAGGUCCACCACCUGUUGCAAUGAAAGCACCACCUAUUCAUCCUUCUAUUCCCCCUCCAAGCCCAAUUCCUGUUGUUAUGCAGUCAAUGUCUAAACCCCCUCCAGUGCAGCAGACAGUGGAUUAUGGCCAUGGCCGUGGUAAGUAACUGUGAUUGACUUGUAUCCCUAGAAUUAGAUAAGGGGAAAUCUUAAGAAAGGUUUGCUAUAUCUGAUGUAGGCUUCUUAUAACUUCUACCUAAUAGCCUA
Messenger RNA from Sarcophilus harrisii (Tasmanian devil), 2863 nucleotides. Its product is annotated as YLP motif-containing protein 1-like. Gene Ontology annotation, biological process: regulation of telomere maintenance. Gene Ontology annotation, cellular component: nucleus. The record is from RefSeq and is a predicted model, not a curated record. Lineage: Eukaryota; Metazoa; Chordata; Mammalia; Dasyuromorphia; Dasyuridae.